Messenger RNA from Zeugodacus cucurbitae (melon fly), 798 nucleotides. RefSeq names its product endocuticle structural glycoprotein SgAbd-3 (gene Cpr49Af). The transcript has 2 exons. The coding region runs from base 154 to 540 and encodes 128 amino acids. Gene Ontology annotation, cellular component: chitin-based extracellular matrix. NCBI's taxonomy places the organism in Eukaryota, Metazoa, Arthropoda, Insecta, Diptera, Tephritidae. The record is from RefSeq and is a predicted model, not a curated record. Gene Ontology annotation, molecular function: structural constituent of chitin-based larval cuticle.
UCAUUUAGCGUGUCGCGUUUUUAGGUGAACUUCUCUGCUCAAUUUCGAUUCUGUACUAGUAGUUUGUUAUUGAUAUUUAUCGAACUACUGACGAUUCUUUGUGACAUUUUCAAAUUGUUUGUGUGAAUUUCUAGUCAAAAAAAAAAUAUAAAAAUGAAAUUAUUAUUGGUUGUCUGUUUGUGCUUUGCCUCGGCGUUGGCAAAGGAAGAAGUGAAAUUGAUCUCCAACGAAGCCAUGGUGGAAUAUGAUGGAAAAUUUCACUACCAUUACGAACUCGGUGAUGGCUCGAAAGCAUCACAAGACGGUUUUCUGAAGAAGGUGGACACGGAACAUGAAGGCGAAUCGAUCGAGGGCAAAUUUGCUUUUGUUGCCGAUGACGGCAAGGAGUACCUAGUUACGUAUAUUGCCGAUGAGAACGGCUACCAGCCACAGGGCGAGCACUUACCGACACCACCACCAGUGCCCGAGUCGGUGUUGAAGACUUUGAAGUACUUGGAAGAGCAUCCAUAUAACCCAGAAGCAGCGGCGAAGAAACAUUAAACCAUGCAAGCGGGUUAGACGUACGAGCGGAAACGAGCUGAAACUAGUUGAAAUGAAGAGAACUGUGAUCUUUGCGAUGCAAUGCGCUAAAUAUGUAGAAGAAAAAUAAAUAUAUUUUGGACUGAUUUCUAAAAGCAAAUGUUAAAGGCAAUUGUUUGCCGAUUUUUAUAUGUUAUGUGUAAAAAUGUAUGUUAAUAAAAUGCGCGAUUACGAAAUUUCUAUAAGAAAUUAAUAAAUUAAAUAUUUAAACUAACUUAA